UGUUGCGGGGUUUCUAUUUCCCUUAGGGCAUUCUCAUGAUUGCAAUUUCGCCGGAGGCAGAAUUGGAAAGUGGAGGAAAACUGCAUUAGAAGGAGGCCCAACUGUAGGGCGAAGGCUGAGAUCUAAAAUCCCGACUAGAGGACUGAGCAGCCUUCUGGCCUCCUGACCCAGACACGGACCAGGGGGUGGGGAGGAGCAAGGCGGGCAGCAGGACCCCGAGCUGCGCCUCCCUUCAGUCUCAGUGGCUGUGGCCACCCGCCAAGAGUUAGAUGCUUUCAUGAUCCGGAAAUGAUGAAAAAAGAAAGAAAGAAAGAAAAGUGUUUCUGAAGUGUGGGUCGUCUGUUAGUUGUGUCAAAAGGGGUGUAAGCUCUAUAUUUCUUGGUGAGAGACUGGCAGAUGUCCCAAGUGGGAGAAUCUCUUCCUUCUCGGCCUGAAGGGCCAAAGCGUGGAGCUGAGUCUGAAAGCAGAUUUUUGAUCUCACUCCCUGGGGAAAAAUGUGACCAAGACAAUACAGAGAGAGCUAUCACACCACCUACCAAUAGUCUAUUUAUGCAUGGAGAGAAUCAAGACCAGUCCAUCUGGGGAAAUCGUUCAGAUGGAGAUCUCAUCAGAACACAACCUCAGCGCUUGCCUGAGCCCCAAACUUCAGCACAAGAACAAAGUGAGGAAGAAAUGGGCAAAAUAAAGAAUAGCCAUACAAAUAUGAGAAAUGGAAAUGGAAUUCACAAUGGGGUUAGACAUGUAUCUAUGGAUAACAGAAAACUUUCUGCACCUGUUUCACAAAAAAUGCAUAAAAAAAUUCAGUCCAGCUUGUCUGUAAACAGUGAUAUGAGCAAGAAGAGUAAAGUAAGCGCUGUGUUUUCUCAGAAACCAGGUUCAUCUCCUGAAGAUUGUUGUGUUCACUGUAUCCUGGCCUGCUUGUUCUGUGAGUUCCUGACCCUCUGCAAUAUCGUAUUAGGACAAGCAUCAUGUGGCAUCUGUACAUCCGAGGCCUGCUGCUGUUGCUGUGGUGAUGAAGUAGGAGAUGACUGUAACUGUCCUUGUGACAUGGAUUGUGGCAUAAUGGAUGCCUGUUGUGAAUCAUCAGACUGUUUAGAAAUCUGUAUGGAAUGCUGUGGAAUUUGUUUCCCAUCGUAAAUAUUUAUCCUUUAUUUUAUUUUGUUCAAAACUGGAGUUUUUGUUGUUGCUGUUUUUUCUUUUUAAAAUUCUCCUAAGAGGAAAAAAGCAUUGCAAGAGUCUCAUGAAACAACCCAGUUACUUGAACUGUUACUACCCUCUUUUUAAAGAAUAUUUGAAAACUCCAUAUCAUAACCAAAUGUAUAUGGUUUUAUGUGUGAAAUUGUAAUUACUUUUUUUCUUUAAUAGGUUGCUUUAACUAAUGGGAGAUUUUGAAAAAAAAAACAUACAUAUUCAUUUUUCUCCUACUUCCUAACUAGAUUUGUGAUAAUCAUUCCUGGAAGCUUGCUUGCUCCAAACACAGUUAUUUCUAAAUGAGUAUUUAAAAAAAAGAAAAUUUAUUUUUGUUAUUUGCCUACUAAUGCUUAAAACGAACUGUUCUUUAUAGUUUAAAUUAGAGAGAACAAACUCAAAGCUGAAUUAAAAACAAAAUUGUGGGAAGUCAGGUCUCAGAGGCUUUCCACAUUUGUUACUUGAAGAAUUUAGUUUCAUACUAGACUUAAGAAGUUAAGAUGAAAAUUCUGUACUCUCAAUGAGUUACAAUUAAAUAUACAUAGCCAUUUUAAAGCCGUAAGAAAUACAAUAUUUAGAAGAAAAAACCAUGUUGGUUAAGACUUGCCAAAAUGUGUAUUUUGUUAUAGCUGAUUAUAAUAUUUUUAGUUUCAUUAUGAGGUUUUAUGUUGAUCAAAGUAAAAAGUUAUGAAGCUGAUACACUAUAUUCAGAGUGGGGAAAUGCCAGCACCAAAAUGAGGAACAGUAUUAAUAAAUUUGUGGUUUAAUUUGAAACUGCUAUCUUUUUGUGGGUAUUUGCAAUUUUGGAAUUGUUUUGAUUUCUGUUGGAAUUUAACCAGUUUUAAAACAACAGAUUACAUAAAUGGCAGUUAUUAUAAAUCAUUCCUUAACAUUGCAAUGAAAAUUCUUAUUUCCACCAAUGUGACUUGACUAGAUUUCAAGAUUUCCAGUCUUGAAAUUAACCAAAUCAUCAAUUACAUAAUACUACAUGUUUGCCUUAUGUAUUAGGAAAGUAGGAAAAGACAAGAAGAGUUCUAGAUGAUUUGAAACUUGCAACAUUUGCAUCUGUUUUGUUAGAAUGUUUCCCUACUAUGUGUCUCCUACUGUGUUUUGAUUUUUUCCAGAUUGUAAUUUUUUUAGAGAUUAUGGAAGUACAAUUUUAGAUUGAUAUUUCUUGCUAUGUAUCUAAUUUAUUGCUCUCCUUGUUCCCAUUCCCUGCUGUUGUCCUUUAUAAUUGAAAAGGACCAAAAUGACUUCGCAAUGUCAGGAUCAAUGUAUGGCAUAUCUGACUCUGGCUGAUCAAACUAAUUAACUAUCCCCUUUCCAGACAUCUUUUAGCAUAAACUUUUUAAAAAAGACAUGCAACAUUAGUCUUGGAAAUGCAUGACAUAGGUUCCAAGUUCAGAAGUGCCUUCUGUUACCAUAUCCCUUGUAUGAAACAUAAGUUAUUUUAUGUAUUGUUGUUGCUGCUUAGUCAUGUCCUAUUCUUUGUGACACCAUGGAUUAUAUUGUUCGUGAGGUUUUUUUUGGCAAAUAUACUGGAGGGGUUUGCCAUUUCCUUCUUCUAUUGAUUAAGGCAAAUAGAAAUUGAAUGGCUUGCCUAAAAUCACACAGCAAUAAGUGUUCAAGGCUGAAUUUGAACUUAGAAGUCUUCCUCGCUCAGGCUAGCACUCUAUCCAAUGAGCCACUUAGCUACCUUAUUUCAUGUAUUACAGAACUUAAACAAAACAGCAACAACAAAAUGUUUUCACUCCUACUUGUGGUGCAUUUUACAAACUGAGGACUUUUGCGCUAUUGAAUUUAAAAUAGUGUUAAUAAAUAUCCCAUUUCCUUCUCUUUCCUAAAGAAUGCCUACAAAUAUAAGAGCUUUGUAGUAUUUUAUACAUAACCAGAAUCUCAAUAUUUAUAUGUACCCAAACCUAACAUUCCAUAUACUCACUAGAUAUAUGAAACAUUACAAAUUAUGAGUAUCAUCUGUAUAGACAUAGAAAGUCUCAUAAUGACCUGGAAUUAUCAGAUUAUUUCACUUUAUCCUGAAAAUAAUUUUUGAUUGAGUGCUGUCUGACAUUUAAGUGUAUUCUGCAAUUUUCUUUAGAAAUAUCAGCACUUUUGUAAUAUAUGUCUCUGUAGCAGAGAAUUGUUAGUGGAAUAGGGGGAUUUCGUUUUUAUAUUCUCAAAAUUCUCUUUUGUCUACUUUAGACAAUAAUUUUGUAAGCACCUUGCGUAAUAAAAACAAAGCAGAAAUAAAAGUGGACAAAUGUGAACUUGUAGUCUUGAACACCAGUUUCAGAAUUUCUAUGUACAAAAUAUUCUGUUGAAAACUAUGGAAAUUGUGAUUGUUCUAUAUUUUACAGUUAAAAGUUUUUUUUUUUUGGGGGGGGGAUUCUAAUUCCCUUUCUUAAAAAAUUGGUAAUGUGGUCUUUGAAUUUUAUAUUAACUGGAUCUUGUAUUAUCCUAAAGAACACUAUUUUGAAAUUAAAGAAACAACAGCUUUA
Antechinus flavipes (yellow-footed antechinus) is the source of this 3683-nucleotide messenger RNA. It is a transcript of the gene MDFIC, whose product is annotated as MyoD family inhibitor domain containing. The coding region runs from base 397 to 1137 and encodes 246 amino acids. Lineage: Eukaryota; Metazoa; Chordata; Mammalia; Dasyuromorphia; Dasyuridae. The transcript is spliced from 6 exons. The record is from RefSeq and is a predicted model, not a curated record.